AUGGACUUCCUUCGGUGGCUGAAUGCACGGAGGAAGUGCAACCUAGAGUUGGUCGACGGCACGGUUCUCAAGGGCUACUCCUUCGGUGCUCCGGUCUCUGUGUCCGGUGAAGUUGUCUUCAACACAGGGAUGGUGGCAUACCCGGAGUCCUUGACGGAUCCGUCCUACGCCGGACAGAUCCUGGUCAUCACGUAUCCGCUGGUUGGGAACUACGGCGUGCCCUCUGAUGACAAGGAUGAGUUUGGACUUCCCAAGUGGUUCGAAAGUCACAAGAUCCAUCUGAAGGGAGUCGUGAUUUCCGACUACUCCUACGAACCUUCGCACUACAGCUGCGUAAGGACGUUGGGACAGUGGCUCGAGUCGCAAGGAGUCCCAGGCAUCUAUGCUGUGGACACUCGACUCGUGACCAAGCAGAUUCGAGAGAUUGGUUCCAUGUUGGGAAAGCUCAUCGUGCAGGGAAGCACGCCGAGUUCCCAUCUUCCUGUGGACGAUCCAAACAAAAGGAAUCUUGUGGCAGAGGUGUCAAGAACACAAAAAGAAGUCUUUGCGCCUUCGCAGCCAAAUCCUCGUUUGAACCGAGAUGUGCAUGUCCUGGCCGUGGAUUGUGGUAUGAAGAACAACAUCAUCCGCUGCCUGGUCAAGCUCGGGCUUCGAGUCACUGUGGUGCCAUGGGAUUACGAUUUCACACAGGACAGCUUCGAUGGCCUCUUCCUAAGCAACGGACCAGGAGAUCCCACCCAAUGUGCCAAAACCGUGGAGCAUGUGAAGACCAUCAUGAGGGAGCGGCCAAAGACACCCAUCUUCGGAAUCUGCCUCGGGAAUCAGAUUCUGGCCUUGGCCGCGGGAGCAUCCACCUACAAGAUGAAGUUCGGGAACCGCGGAAUGAACCAGCCAGUCGUGGAUCUGCGCACACAGAAGUGCUACAUCACAGCCCAGAAUCAUGGGUAUGCCGUUGACAGCUCCAGCUUGCCAGAGAACUGGGUGCCGCUGAUGAUGAACGCCAACGACGGCACAAACGAAGGCAUCAUCCACUCCUCCAGGCCAUGGUUCUCGGUGCAGUUCCAUCCGGAGGCAUGCGGUGGGCCUACCGACACUGACUUUCUGUUUGACUACUUCCUGCAGUUCAUUGCUGAGCCUACCGCUUCCCCUGUAACCACGAUGCCGUACUCCAUUCCGACGGUCUACAGGAAGGUGCUGGUGUUGGGAUCUGGUGGCCUCACCAUCGGUCAGGCAGGUGAGUUUGACUACUCUGGCAGCCAGGCCAUCAAAGCCUUGAAAGAGGCCGGUAUCAUGUCCAUCCUCAUCAACCCGAACAUCGCUACAGUUCAAACAUCAGCUGGCAUGGCAGACAGGGUUUACUUUCUUCCUGUAACGCCUGACUUCGUCAUCAAAGUGAUCGAGCGUGAGAAGCCAGACGGGAUUUUUGCAGCAUUUGGGGGUCAAACGGCUCUCAACUGUGCGGUGAAGCUGCACGAGCGGGGGGUCUUUGAGAAGUACAAUGUCAAGGUACUGGGCACCCAGAUUGAGGCAAUCAUGAAGACCGAGGACCGUGAUCUGUUCAGCAAGGUGGUGGAAGCCUGCGGCGAAAAGAUCGCCGAGAGUGCCUGCUGCGAUUGUGUGGCAGAUGCUGUGGAGGCGGCUACACAGAUCGGCUACCCGGUGUUGGUCCGAGCAGCCUAUGCUCUGGGUGGUCUUGGCAGUGGCUUUGCCGACAACGAGGAAGAGCUGCGGAGGUUGGUCAAUGUGGCCUUGGUCAACAGCCCACAGGUGAUCAUCGACAAGUCUCUCAAGGGCUGGAAGGAGCUUGAAUAUGAGGUCGUGCGGGACAAGAACGACAAUUGCAUCACGGUUUGUAACAUGGAGAACUUUGACCCCAUGGGCGUCCACACCGGCGAGUCCAUAGUCAUUGCACCCUCCCAAACGCUGACCAAUGCAGAGUAUUAUCGUCUUCGCCAGUGCGCGUUGAAGGUUAUUCGGCACCUUGGAAUUGUCGGGGAGUGCAACAUUCAGUAUGCCGUAGACACAAAGACGUCCGAGUUCCGCAUCAUUGAGGUCAAUGCCCGGCUGUCUCGAAGUAGUGCUCUUGCAUCCAAAGCGACUGGCUAUCCGCUGGCUUAUGUCGCUGCGAAGCUGGCGCUGGGCCACGACCUAGUCCAGCUGAGGAACAGCGUCACCAAGUGUACGACUGCAUGCUUCGAGCCCUCCCUCGACUACUGUGUGGCAAAGGUACCGCGCUGGGACCUGCAGAAGUUCUCCACCGUCGAUGCCCGCAUUGGUUCUGCUAUGCAGAGCGUAGGAGAGGUCAUGGCCAUCGGGCGCACAUUCGAGGAGACCAUCCAGAAAGCAUUGCGCAUGGUGGAUGAUGCAAGCCUGGGAUUUGACCCUAUUCGUUACGAGUUGGAGCUCGGCCGCCGUGGCUUAGCCACCUCGGGUCCAAACUUUGAUGCGGAGCUCAAGAAGGAACUGGCCAACCCGACUCCGGUGCGAAUGUGGGCCAUUGCCAAAGCCUUCGAGCAUGGGAUGAAUGUGGAAGAGGUUCACACGUUGACCAACAUUGAUCGCUGGUUCCUGUCGAAGCUGCACGGCCUGCACAUGCUCAAGGGUACGAUGAAGUCAUUGGACUUUUAUGCAUUGCGGCAGAAUCCAGUGCUCCUGAAGGAGGCGAAGACCCGCGGUUUCUCCGACAAGCAGAUCGCUGCGAUCAUUUCUGCGCCAGAGAAAAUCAUUGACAGCGAGAUCUCUCCGCACCUGUUGCCCUCUGAUCACGGCUCUCAGCGCUACUCUGGAGGCCCUGUGUCUGAAGCUCAUGUCCGGCACCUGCGCAAGAAGUUGGGCAUCGUCCCUACCGUCAAACAAAUCGACACGUUGGCGGCAGAGUUCCCUGCCACUACCAACUACCUCUAUGUGACCUAUAGUGGAGAUGAGCACGACCUGCAGCUUGCGGGGAGUACGAAGCAGUGCUCCGAUCUACCAGGAACCGAGCUGAUUUCGGGCUACGCGAUUCCAGAACCACUUGCACUCAAUUUCCAGAGCUCUUCUGAUGUAAUGCAGCAGAGCAGCAAGGCAAACAAGGAUGUUGAUGCUGACUCCAGAAUCGUCGUGCUGGGUUGUGGGCCUUACAGGAUCGGCAGCAGUGUUGAGUUCGACUGGUGCAGCGUAAACUGCAUUCGCACUCUUCGAUCGCUGGGUCAUACGGCCAUUGUUAUCAACUGCAACCCCGAGACUGUUUCGACAGACUUCGAUGAGUCAGAUCGACUCUACUUCGAAGAGCUUAGUCACGAGCGUGUUAUGGACAUCGCUGAGCUGGAAGACCCCCGAGGCGUGGUGAUUUCUGUCGGUGGUCAGACCCCGAACAACUUGGCUUUGGGAUUGCACAAAUGUGGAAUCCGCAUUCUUGGCACAUCUGUUGAGGCCAUCGAUGCUUGCGAGGAUCGCAACAAGUUCAGCCAGCUUUGCGACUCCCUGCGCAUUGAUCAGCCAGAGUGGUCCCAGUUUGCAACAUUGCAGGAAGCCCGUCAAUUCUGCAAGGCGGCAGGCUACCCGGUUCUGGUGCGCCCUUCGUAUGUCCUCUCCGGUGCUGCUAUGCGUGUGGUCACCAACGACGGAGACCUGGACUUGUUCCUGAAGACAGCUGCCGUGGUAAGCCGAGACCACCCGGUUGUGAUCUCGAAGUACAUCACUGGGGCGAAGGAGGUCGAGAUGGAUGGGGUUGGCAAGUCCGGAGACCUUGUGAACUAUGCCAUUGCAGAGCAUGUGGAGAAUGCCGGGGUCCACAGUGGAGAUGCCACGCUGCUCCUUCCGGCCCAGCGCCUCUUCGUUGAGACCCAUCGAAAGGUCAAGAGCAUCUCGCAGAAGCUCUGCCGUGCUCUGAAGAUUUCGGGGCCUUUCAACAUCCAGUUCAUUUGCAAAGACAACGAAGUGAAGGUGAUCGAGUGCAACCUUCGGGCAUCGAGAUCCAUGCCUUUCAUUUCCAAGACCUACAAUGUGAAUUUCAUCGAGCUGGCGACCCGCAUCAUGACAGGGAUGCCUGUGCAUCCUGCAAUUAUCCAGCCGAUGGACAUUGACUUUGUAGCAUGCAAGGUUCCGAUGUUCUCCUUCGGCCGCCUGAAAAAUUCUGAUCCCCGACUCGGUGUCGAGAUGUCUUCCACCGGCGAGGUGGCAUGCUUCGGGGUCAAUGCCUACGAGGCAUUCUUGAAGGGCAUGAUGGCAGCGAACUUCAAGCUGCCGACAAAGAACAUUCUAGUUUCCAUCGGUCCUGCUGCUGCAAAAGCCGAGUUCCUGGCAACUGGUGCUGCGAAGCAGCUUCAGGACAUGGGCUUCACUCUCUUUGCCACGAAGAACACGCACGAGUACCUGACGAACACCGGCGGACUUUCUUGCAGCCUGGUCUACAAGCCCCUGAUCAAAAGAGAGCCGAACGUGCUAACGAUGCUGCAGACGGGCAAGAUCGAUUUGGUUAUCGAUGUCCCGGACUCCAUGGACUCCGACGCCCUCACAGAUGGUUUCAAAAUUCGACGGGGUGCCAUCGAAGCAGCUGUGUCGCUCAUCACUGACAUCAAGACUGCAAUCUUCACCUGCUCCGCCUUGCACCGGAAGUGGGUCCGAGAAAGCAGUGGCAAGCCCUUCUGGGAUGUGUGUUCCUGGCAAGAGUAUGUAGAAAUUGUGGAGAGGCUCAGCUAA
Molecule: messenger RNA, 4680 nt
Organism: Symbiodinium necroappetens
Lineage: Eukaryota; Dinophyceae; Suessiales; Symbiodiniaceae
Source: the annotation of a GenBank genome assembly